AUUGGAUGGUGCGGCUGUCAAUCACUAGGGGUAUAAACACGAGAGGCCGGUGGCUCCUCCCUCAGGAAGGCCAGGGACGCAUCGCGUGACGUGAGUCGGAUGGCGCGAGUCGUGCCGGGGAGAAUCUCUGCGGGUAAUAUUUGACUGUUACUUCCCAUUACCCUGAGUAGAGACGAAAAAGGCCCUCUCCUCUUCUCCCGUCCCCUCCCUGCCCGGCAGGCGCGAUGGCGGAAGCCUCGGCGAUGGGCGCCGGCGGAGAGGCGAUGGCGGCGGCGGACGGCUCCUCGGGCCCAGGGGGCUCGUCUCUGGGCCGGGGCUUCUCGAACUACCGGCCCUUCGAGCCCCAGGCGUUGGGUCUCAGUCCGAGCUGGCGGCUGACAGGCUUCUCCGGCAUGAAGGGCUGAGGCUGCAAGGUCCCGCAGGAGACGCUGCUCAAACUCCUGGCGGGACUAACGGGGCCGGCAGUACGGCCCCCGCUGGGCCGGGGCCUGGUCGGAGGCCAGGAAGAGGCAGCCCAGGAAGCCUGCCUGCCAACUGAAGCGGGCCCCAGCCCACCCCUUCCAGCCCUGGGCAUUGGGAUGGACUCCUGCGUCAUCCCCCUGAGGCAUGGGGGCCUGUCGCUGGUGCAGACCACGGACUUCUUUUACCCCUUGGUGGAAGAUCCCUACAUGAUGGGGCGCAUAGCUUGUGCCAACGUGCUGAGUGACCUCUACGCCAUGGGCAUUACUGAAUGUGACAACAUGUUAAUGUUACUCAGUGUCAGCCAGAGUAUGAGUGAGGAGGAACGGGAAAAGAUAACACCACUCAUGAUCAAAGGCUUUCGGGAUGCUGCUGAGGAAGGAGGGACAGCAGUGACUGGUGGACAGACGGUGGUCAACCCUUGGAUUAUCAUCGGUGGAGUUGCCACUGUGGUGUGUCAGCCAAAUGAAUUCAUAAUGCCCGACAGUGCGGUUGUUGGGGACGUGCUCGUGUUAACCAAACCCUUAGGAACCCAAGUUGCUGUCAAUGCCCACCAAUGGCUGGAUAAUCCUGAAAGAUGGAAUAAAGUAAAGAUGGUAGUUUCUAGAGAAGAGGUAGAGCUGGCCUAUCAGGAAGCUAUGUUCAAUAUGGCUACCUUAAACAGAACUGCUGCUGGAUUAAUGCACACAUUUAAUGCCCAUGCAGCCACAGAUAUCACAGGUUUUGGCAUUCUAGGACACUCUCAGAACCUUGCAAGACAACAAAGAAAUGAAGUGUCCUUUGUCAUUCAUAAUCUGCCAAUCAUUGCCAAGAUGGCUGCCAUCAGCAAGGCCAGUGGGAGGUUUGGGCUCCUUCAGGGAACCUCAGCUGAAACCUCUGGGGGAUUACUGAUUUGUCUGCCAAGAGAACAGGCAGCUCGCUUUUGCUCUGAAAUCAAAUCUUCCAAGUACGGAGAGGGUCACCAAGCAUGGAUUGUUGGCAUUGUGGAAAAGGGAAACCGGACGGCCCGGAUCAUUGACAAGCCUCGAGUUAUUGAGGUCCUACCUCGUGGAGCCACUGUUACUGCUCUUGCUCCUGACAAUUCCAAUGCCUCCUCUGAGCCCAGCUCGUGAGAUGAAAUAGCAGAAGUUGUGUGGACCUUAGAGCCUUUCUACACAAUCCUGAAUGAUUCUCAAGAGUUGAUUUUAAGAAAUUUCCAAAGAAGGCUGCCUGCAUAGUGAUUCCAGCUGCCCUUUCUAGGUGAUUUGAAUCAGCCCAUCAAAAGCUGCCUCUAUGUACAUUCCAAGGCCAGAAGUAACAUUUUGAACUUUGGGGGGAUGUUUGUUCAUCUUGAGUAGAACAGGAGCAGAAAAACCUCUGUUUCCUCUUUCCAAAGUAAGAUGAGGCAAUUGGGGUUUGAGGGAUUUUUCUUUGCACUAGGUUGACUCAUUACUGCACAGGGAGUGAGAUUGUUUAUUAAAAUAACACAAAAAGUAAAUUGCAGAAUGAAAAAAAUUUAGAUCAGAAGCAAAUGUGUUUGGACCAAUAGUGUUGAUAAAUCUAAAUUGUUAAGAGAGAUCUUAUAAUACAAUGUUAAAUUCUUUGUUAGAUUUUUCUUAAGUACUGGCUCUUUCCUGCUCUGGACAAGAAUUGAGCAGCUUGUCCAAUGGCUGGGAAAGGAGGACCUGCCACCAUCCGACUUGGUCUCUGUUCAUGACGUCUCUCCCUGUAAACCCCAUUUAAGGACUGGGAGAAGCAGAGCAAGUCCCAGAGCCCAGGCCUUGGUGGUCAUUAAGAUGGUAAAUCUUGUGCUGAAAAUUCCUGGUGAUUCAAUCAAUAAAGAAUAACUUCUAGCUAAAUAAAUAAAAAGGGAAUUUGUUGAAAAACU
This is a messenger RNA of Propithecus coquereli (Coquerel's sifaka), 2326 nucleotides long. RefSeq names its product selenophosphate synthetase 2 (gene SEPHS2). Gene Ontology annotation, cellular component: cytoplasm. Gene Ontology annotation, biological process: L-selenocysteine biosynthetic process. The transcript has a single exon. The record is from RefSeq and is a predicted model, not a curated record. Gene Ontology annotation, molecular function: selenide, water dikinase activity; ATP binding. Lineage: Eukaryota; Metazoa; Chordata; Mammalia; Primates; Indriidae.